AUGUCGGCCGCCAAGCAUCGUGGCUCGAAGGGGGGCAGCCCUUCCGCUGCCGCCACCACCGAGCGGGGCGCGCACCCCAGCGGCGCCGAAGAGCCGGCGGCGAAGAAAGCGGCGGCGCCUUCGCACGGGCGGGGGGGCGGCAGGGCGGCGGGGGGCGGCGGAGGCCGUUCCGGCGCGGGGCCCCGGCGGGGCUGGGCGCUGCUGCUGGGCGCCGCGGUGAUGCUGGGCGUGGCGGUGCCCGGCGGCUGGUUGGUGCGGCAGCUGCGGGAGGAGGUCGGGCGCAGCGCCCGCGAACGGGAAGACUCCGGGCGGCAGCGGCAGGAGCUGGCCGCCACGCUGGACGCCGUGGUGCAGAAGGUGCGCUCCCUUCAAGCCACUUUUGGAGAAUUUGAAUCCAUGAUGAAAAUUGCUCAGCAGAAGCAGGAGGUUACAGAGAAGGCUGUUAAACAAGGGGAGAGUGAAAUAAACCGGAUCAGUGAAGUGCUUCAGAAGCUGCAAAAUGAAAUUUUGAAAGACUUGUCUGAUGGCAUCCACAUGGUGAAGGAUGCAAGGGAACGAGACUUCACAUCUCUGGAAAACACAGUGGAAGAGAGACUAACAGAGCUAACCAAGUCUAUAAACGAUAACAUUGCUGUAUUCACUGAAGUCCAGCAAAGAAGCCAAGAUGAAAUCAACAAUAUGAAAGCAAAGGUUGAUUCAUUGGAAGAGGCAGAUGUGUAUAAACAUGACAUUAAGGUGCUAAAAGAUGCUUUUGAUGAGAUGCAGGCAUCCAUAAAAAUCAAAGAAAAGGACAUCGAGACCUUGAAGAGUACAAUGGAAUCCAUGGAGUCUGAUGUGUAUACUGAAGUGAAAGAGCUAGUCAACCUCAAACAAGAACAUGAGAAAUUCAAAGAGGCUGCGGACACUGAACACCUUUCAUUAAAAGCUUUACAAGAGAAAGUUCUAAGAGCUGAGGAUUCUAUUAUGCAGCUCCCUAGUGACGUUAAAAGACUCAGUGAAGAUUUACUACAAGUUAAAGCUGACCUCAACAAAUGGGAAGAAAACGAACUCUUCAGAAAAGCAUUAGAAACUUUUGGGAAGAACAGUGAAGGACUGGAGUCUCGACUGAGGCACAUAGAAGACCGUCUGGAGUCUCUAACUUUUGUUGCUUCUCAAAAUAGUGAAAAGUUGGAAUCUUUCCUUUCUAAGGAGGCAGAAUACAAGAAUAAGCUCAGUACCCUAGAACAAAGCAUUACUGCUUUUCAGGGAAUCUCGGAUAUGGACAUCACUUCAGUCACAGAUAUUCUGAAAAAUCUUCGUGAAUCACAAACCUCGCUGUACAAUGAAGUGGAAAACUUGAAGAGAAGCAUUGAUGAUCUGCCAUCCUCUGGUCCUCUUCAGGAUGUCCAGAACCAAAUUAAUACUUUAUUAGAUCAAGGAAAUCAUCAGACAGGGCAAGCGCAUUCUCAAGGCUAUCUUGAAAAAUUGUCUUCUGUGGAAGGCUCUGUGGAUGAACUGAGAUCUUCUGUCAGCCAGGUUGAUUCUGAUUUGAAAAUGAUAAGAACUGCAGUGGAUAGUUUAGUCUCCUACUCGGUGAAAAUUGAAACUAAUGAGAACAACUUGGAGUCUGUGAAGAGCUCAGUAGAUGACCUGAGGAAUGAUCUGGAAAGGUUGUUUGUGAAAGUAGAAAAGAUACAUGAAAAAGUUUAGGCAGCAGUGCUCCUUGUGCAAAUAAUAAGUUAAGGAGAAUAGCUUUUAUAUGCCCUGUUUUUUACUCUUUUUAAAACCAAUUUGAUACCUCCAAAGAGAAUAAGAAUACUUUAAUAAUAGAGACAGUUCUGCUUAUUUCUUUAUUUCUCUUUUGUGUAGUGUUUUUAUUGUUUGGGUUUUUUUAAAUUUUGUUAUAAGAAAGCAUGAGUUUAGGUGGGCAUUGAGUUUCUGAAGGCUCAUCUUCUCUAUAAAGUUACACCACUACAAGUGUAGUGGUGUAACUAAGGCACUACAGCCUUGUUAGCACAGGCGCGUAUUUAAUGGCAUGAAGGUGUUUCACACUAUGACACUAGAUAUCCCACACAGAAUGUCCACAGCUGUUCUGGUACGAAAAGCGUACUGCCUUACACAGUGAGAAUUUUACUGGUAUGUUUUUACCUUAAGAAAUAAAUUAACAAAACUACAUCUCUGUCUUAAACUGUUUAAACCGGUAAACUCUGAUGUGGAUUCGAAGCAACUUAUUCUUUGCUGCAGUUUGGGAUUCUGUGUGGUCAGUUUAGCAGGUGUUGGUUGAGCUGUAGUAGAUUUUCCAUGAGUCCUUAAUUUGUACUGAGGAGCUAACGAGGGAUUAGCUGAACCCCCUGAAGGGAAGGUUUGAGAUAAGUGGCAUUGCUUGGGGCUAAGACCCAAGAGAGGUGUUCCACCACCUGGCUGGAGAGAUUCAUCAUUUGUGAUCAUGGGCUUCUUUCCCAGCAUCUUCAGCUGCUGGUGUAGUAGACCAGUGCUCAGAAGGGACAUCUGAAGGAUGGGAUUAGUUUCAAGAGGGUACAGUAAUAUUUUUGUCAUAACUUUGGGCUGUUUACAUGAUAAAGCUGUGUCUUUCCUGGAAGGGCCUAAUUUGUCUGUGAUACAGGAUUUUCUGUAAAAAUGAUCACAAAUUUGAAUAAGGAAAGAGAAGGACUAAAACUGCACCUCUUGCGUUCCCCAUUUAUCAAGCAUGCUAACGACAGUCAUACACUCCAAAAUACACAAGGGGGAAAAUCACCAUGAAAUUAGCAGAAUCGAUUCUAAGGUGUAUACAUUUCCAAGUUUUCAUACAGCUGACAGUGACCUGAACUGUUGUUACGUAUUCAGGGCUUGGUGCCUGAUUUUUGUCACCAUUACUGUCACCGGGGGGCCUGCCUGAGACACUGGUAGCAAGGGAUCCUUCUAGGAACUGGUUGGGAGUGAAGGAAAAGUGUCGUACUUCUCUAGAUCUUUAUUUAAAAAAAGAACACUUCUUCAUGGAGCUUUCUUGGUUUUCUGUCUUUUAUGGAAAGGAUUUUUAAUCCUCCUUUUCAAGUUUACUGUUGAACUUAGCCAAAGAUUUGGUAAAGGAAUCUUCUUAUGGAUACCUUGGAAGUAGGUUGUGUGCAUCAUGCCCACCUCAGCCUGCACUAGCCAGAUACCUGGUUAUGUUAGAAGAAUUCCUAGAACUAGCACCUCCCAGAAGUGGUGUGAUGGUAGGAACAGCACAGGUGAAAGGGAGUUUUCCUCUGUAAACCGUGAUAGUGAACCAUAUGUAGUGUUGUUCCCAUUGUAAAUGGGAAAGAAUUCCUGGCAAAGAAGGAGGGACCCACGGCAUUAAGGUAACUUGUCACUGUUGGAACUGCACUGUUCUUUGUGGACUUCUCAAGUUCUUGAACAAUGUUAUUCAGGUUACUGUGAAAUUAACUGUAUGGCUUAUUUGCGGUAUUUUUAAUACAUAAUAAACAUUUGGAAUAUUCUCUGCA
Molecule: messenger RNA, 3461 nt
Organism: Cuculus canorus (common cuckoo)
Lineage: Eukaryota; Metazoa; Chordata; Aves; Cuculiformes; Cuculidae
Gene: CKAP4
Product: cytoskeleton associated protein 4
Exons: 2
Coding region: 1-1689 (562 amino acids)
Cellular component (GO): rough endoplasmic reticulum
Source: RefSeq, a predicted model, not a curated record